CCUCUCCGUACCCUAUAUAAGGCUCAAGUGAAUUUCUCUAAUCCCCCUUUCCGACUUCUGUCGAAACGACAGAGCGUUGGCCCUUUUUAUCUUCUUCCUCCAAACCCUCAAUCGCACCAGUCGGCCGCCUAAGAUGCCGAAGCAUUACAGACCUCCUGGAAAGAAAAAGGAAGGAAACGCAGCGAAAUAUAUCACCAGAACGAGAGCAAUCAAGUAUCUGCAGAUCCCUCUGCAAGUUUUUAGGCGAUUAUGUAUCCUCAAGGGUGUUUUCCCGCGAGAACCGAAGAAGAAGGUGGAAGGAAACCACAAGACAUAUUAUCACAUGAAGGAUAUUGCGUUCCUUGCACACGAACCAUUGCUCGAGAAAUUCAGAGAAAUUAGGGCUUAUGACAAGAAGGUGAGGAAAGCGAACGCAAAGAAGAACAAAGAUCGUGCAGCUCGACUGCUGAGUCGCAAGCCUUCUUACAACCUUGAUAAUCUUAUACGAGAAAGAUACCCGAAGUUCAUUGACGCACUGAGGGACUUGGAUGAUUGCCUCACAAUGGUACACCUGUUUGCAGCAUUACCGGCUCUUGAGAGUGAGCGUAUUGAAGUGAAGCGUAUUCACAACUGUCGAAGGUUGAGCCAUGAAUGGCAAGCUUAUAUUUCUCGAACUCACAGCCUACGUAAGACGUUCAUAUCGGUGAAAGGCAUAUAUUACCAGGCUGAAGUUGAGGGGCAGAAGAUUACGUGGCUCACGCCACAUGCACUCCAGCAAGUCUUAACUGAUGACGUUGACUUUAAAGUGAUGUUAACCUUUCUGGAGUUUUAUGAGACUCUCCUUGCCUUUGUCAAUUUCAAACUUUAUCAUUCCAUAAACAUGAAGUAUCCACCCGUUCUCGAUCCUCGGCUGGAGGCUUUAGCAGCAGAUCUUUAUGCACUAUCCAGGUAUUUCGCUACUAAUUCUAGAUUGACUAUGGGUGACUCUCAAGCUGUGAAUUCAUCCGGAUCAGAGCAAGUUGAGGUUCUAAAGAAGGAUUCACAAAACGAUGAAUCUGAGCUAAGACUCGCUCAACUUCAACAUCAACUUCCUACUAAUGAACCCGGCACAUUGAUGCAUCUUGUAAAGGAUGCCGAUGGUGGUGGUGAUGAUGGUGAUGAUGAUGAGGAAAGAAGAGAAUGCAAGUCCCUUUUUAAAAAUUUGAAGUUCUUUCUAAAUCGUGAGGUCCCGAGGGAGUCAUUUUUAUUCAUCAUUCCAGCUUUUGGAGGUCUGGUUUCCUGGGAAGGAGAUGGCGCUCCUUUUAAAGAAUCUGACGAGGGCAUUACUCAUCAGAUUGUUGAUAGGCCAACCCAGGGUCAUACUUUUCUUUCCAGAGAAUAUGUUCAGCCACAAUGGGUUUAUGAUUGUGUAAAUGCACGGAUCAUUUUACCAACGGAUGAUUAUUUGGUGGGAAGGGUUCCUCCACCACACUUGUCUCCGUUUGUCGAAAAUGAAGCACAAGGCUAUGUUCCUGAGUAUGCAGAGACAAUUAAGCGUCUGCAGGCUGCAGCUAGAAAGGAGCUUCUGCCAAUGCCUGGUGUGGAUAAAUAUGAUGUGGAUGAUCCUCAGACUAGAAUUGUAGAAGGUAUAAUUAGUCGCACAGAAGCUAAUGAAGGGGCCAAGAAGAAGCUGGAGAUGUCUAAACUUGAGAAGCAGUACCAUGAUGAAUUGAAUCUGGAACUGCAAGGUGUACAAUAUGCUGCGUCUGUUUCGAAUGAGGAAGUGCCGGGUGUUGUUGAGAAAACAGAGGCUAGGGAAGAGUCUGCACCAGAUCAAGGAGAGGCUGCUAAAGAUGUUGAUGACAUGUCCAUGGUUGUUAUGUCACGUAAAAAGAGGAGGCUGUAUGAAGCAAUGCAGAUAAGCAAUGAACGGAAGAAGGCGAAUGUUGAUCUUCUCAAAAAGAGGAAAGCUCAAGCCUCAAAGGCAACUGUCUGAAUGGUGUGUUAACGUUGUUGCUCACCAUUUUUGCCACUGGCUCCCAAUCAAUUUUAGCUUCCUUUUUUCUCUAAAGCUUUGUUCCUUUUUUUUUUUUUUUUUUUUUUCGUUCUUAAAAUUUUUUACGAGUUCUUAACAUUGGGACUUAUGAACACCAAUCAGGAUUUGUCCUGAUAAAAUUUUGUGAAAUCUUAUAUGGGUGCUAAUAUAUGGUUAACAUAUUGACGACCA
This is a messenger RNA of Macadamia integrifolia, 2185 nucleotides long. RefSeq names its product pescadillo homolog. Gene Ontology annotation, biological process: maturation of LSU-rRNA from tricistronic rRNA transcript (SSU-rRNA, 5.8S rRNA, LSU-rRNA); ribosome biogenesis. The coding region runs from base 134 to 1954 and encodes 606 amino acids. The transcript is spliced from 13 exons. The record is from RefSeq and is a predicted model, not a curated record. Gene Ontology annotation, molecular function: RNA binding. Gene Ontology annotation, cellular component: PeBoW complex; nucleolus. Lineage: Eukaryota; Viridiplantae; Streptophyta; Magnoliopsida; Proteales; Proteaceae.